This is a messenger RNA of Salvelinus sp. IW2-2015, 418 nucleotides long. The record is from RefSeq and is a predicted model, not a curated record. NCBI's taxonomy places the organism in Eukaryota, Metazoa, Chordata, Actinopteri, Salmoniformes, Salmonidae.
AUCAGUGUCUCAUCUAUAAUAUCAACUUUUUAACUAUUUAACAUCACUUGAACAGAAUUCCAUGAUGACCAUGAAACUACUAGUCCUAGUGAUGUGCCUGAUUGGACUUUGUUCCUCCAUUCCUGUGUCUGAGGAACAUGAUCGAGAGGAGCGCUCAGCUAGUGAUGAGAUGUUCAGGGGUUAUGGGCGUGGUUUGGGAGGGUUUUACCCCUAUCAGCAGCCUCAGUACCCAUCAUACUUCCCUUACGCCCAGCUUCCCCAAAGUAACUCCGCCCUGAUGGCCCUCCUGCCCUUCCUAUUGGCCACACUCACUGCCACUCCUGCCGCAACUCCUGCUGCAGCUCCCGCCCCAGCUGCUGCAGCUCCCGCCCCAGCUGCCGCCGCUGCCACACCAGCCCCAGCAGCGGGUGGAAAAUGA